Messenger RNA from Dracunculus medinensis (Guinea worm), 1524 nucleotides. Lineage: Eukaryota; Metazoa; Nematoda; Chromadorea; Rhabditida; Dracunculidae. The record is from the annotation of a GenBank genome assembly.
AUGGACGCUGAAAAAAAAAGAAUGCUGUUUGAGAAGAUCGAAAAUUUGCAUAGUUAUUUAUGGAGUUCGACUAUUUUUGUCAAAUCGAGUCAAUCAGUUGUUGAUUUAUGGAAUGAACAUCUAAUGCUGCGGAAUAAAAUUGAGGAAAUUACCCUUUUGCAGAAUAGAGAGUCAUCUAACGUUAGUUAUGAUCGAGAAAAAUUUCUGCGACCUUUCAUAAAAUGGUCUAAAAGAAUGAAAAUUAAGCAGAAUGGUAUCGCAAUCAAAUAUGAUGACGAUAUAAAAGGCUUUAAACUAGAAACGAUCUUUUCAGUUCAGAAAGAUACGAAUGUUUUACAAGUCCCAAGGAAGGCGAUUUUAUCGUGGGAUGUUGCUAGAAAAUCGCCGAUGCUAAAGUUUUUUUUUAAGAUUGUUGAAUUAAGGAAAUGUUUCGAGAAUCAUAUUGUGGUUAGGUCGAUGGAAAAUGUUGCACUCGCGUUAAUGCUUUGUUGUGAAAAAUUGCGACCAGAUUCAAUGUGGCAUGCUUAUAUUAAUAUAUUGCCGAUAAUAUAUGACACACCUUUAUUCUAUGAACUGGACGAAAUGAAGAGUUUAUUUCCUUCACCUGCCUAUGAGGAUUCAUUAUUGUUUUAUCGCAAUAUUUCCCGUCAAUUCAUUUCGUUUCUUAUGGAAAUCGCUUCUACAGAUAAACAGUUUUCGGACGUUCGUUUUCAAAUUAAUUUUUUUUGGCGCUCAAAUUUUAAUAAAGAAGAAUCGGCAAUGUUUGCUGAAACACCACUUACUGUUAAUAAUUUCACAUUUGAAUUGUAUCGUUGGGCAGUUUCCUCCGUAUCUACUCGAAUAAAUUUGAUUCCAAGCAAGAUUGCUGUUGAUGAAAUUGGUAAUCCGUUGCUCGUGCCUUCUCUAAUACCUUUCUUGGAUAUGGCAAAUCACGAACACUUUAGUGGUAUUCCAGAUUUUAAUGUUGUCUAUUUUUCUGUUCAAGAAGAUUGUGCCAAGUUAAUGGCUAUAAAAGAUUAUUCUUGUAAUGAAACUUUCAAUAUUUAUUAUGGCAAUAGAGGCAAUUGCGAGUUUCUUAUACAUAACGGCUUUGUGCCAAGUGUUUCGGAAGAAAACAACUUUUACAGUUUGAAACUUGGAUUGCCGAAAAACUCGCAUAAAAAACAUGAAAUAUUGAAAAAAUUAGGCUUUCAAGCCAAAGGUUCUUCUUAUCAAUUCAAAUUACGUCAGAAUGAUAGUUUAGAUUCUUUGUUAUUGUUUGCUAAAGUUUUUGUAAUGGAUGAUAAUAUGGCUACUAAUAGUUUUGAUAUGUUAAAUUCUUUCGAGAAUAUUCAAAAAGCAUGGCAAUUUCUUCAUGAUCGGUUUAUGUUGCUUCAUUUGGCUUAUAAAACUUUCAAUAACGCUGGCUAUCGUAAUUUAAUGAUAAAUCGAUUAAAACAGUCAGAAAUCAUGAUUCUCAAAAAAGCCGAAGAAUUUUGUAGAAAUCAAUUAAAAAUUAAUGCAGUAAGUGGUAACAACAAUUAA